AUGGCGGAGGAGAAGGGCGCCGCGCCGGGGGGCGCCUUGGAGAGCGGCUGCCUCGCCGCCCAGCCCCGGACGAGGGAUGGGGCACGGCGCUGCAAGGUGCCUCCGCUGCUGGCGUCGGGGCUGCCCGGCGUCUCUUUCCUCUCCCUGGUGCUGAGCCUGCUGCUCUACUUCCGGACGGCGGACCUGCAAGCCCGGGUGGCGCAUUUGGAGGCGGACGGAUCCACGUCGCUCCCUGCUUGGCUCUCCGCAGACCAAAUGGAGACGGCUAUUUUGGGAAGGGUGGACCAACUGCUGGCUGAGAGAUUAAAAUUCAGCUUGCCAAGACAUCGGGAAACUAGAGACGUCCGCCAGCGAUGCAACUGUCCACCAGGCCCCCCUGGUCCCAGUGGAAGACCUGGUCUGCCGGGACUAAAGGGGCAACAUGGAGAGAAGGGAGCCCCAGGAGAAGCCGGCAUGUCUAUCAUUGGUCCCCGUGGUCCUCCGGGACAGCCUGGAACAAGAGGGUUUCCUGGGUUUCCAGGCCCAAUUGGUUUAGAUGGCAAACCAGGACAUCCUGGACCGAAGGGAGAAAUGGGCACACCUGGUCCCAAAGGGCAGCCAGGUCCUCCUGGGCAAAAAGGAGAAAAGGGUCAGUGUGGAGAUUAUCCUCACAGGGAGCACCUCAGUACCACACUUGCAGCUCUGCGUUCUAAUCAGAUCCUUACAUUGAAGGGAGAACAAGGACAGGCAGGGAUCCAAGGGCCCCCGGGGCCACCUGGGCCUCCAGGCCUUCCAGGAACUCCAGGACAACCUGGCCCAACUGGACCACCUGGGAAAGUCGGAGAACCAGGGAAGCCAGGCAAGGAUGGAAAGGGAGAACCCGGAGUUCCAGGAUACCAUGGAAGAAAGGGCGAGGUGGGUGAAACUGGCUUAGCUGGUGCCCCUGGUGUUCCUGGACCUACUGGCCCAAAGGGUGGAAAGGGAGAACCUGGUAUGAAGGGUGAACCAGGGAUCCCAGGAGCAAAGGGAGAACAUGGAGUUGCGGGGAAGAUGGGCCCCCCAGGUUUCCCAGGGAAAAGGGGGCAUAGGGGAGAAAAAGGAGACUCUGGCAAUGCUCUUGGAGGAGGUAAAGGGGAACCUGGACCACCAGGAUUACCUGGAUCUCCUGGACCAAAGGGCUCCAAAGGGGAACCAGGAAAGAAUGAAAUAGUGGAUUACAAUGGCAGUAUCAAUAAGGCCUUACAGGAAAUACAAAACUUGGCCCUCAUGGGUCCUCCUGGACUGCCAGGUCCUCCAGGUCCAUUGGGACCACCUGGACAAAAGGGAGAAGUUGGCCUGACAGGUCCUCCAGGACACAAUGGUGAAAAAGGUCUUGAUGGUGCAACUGGAGAAAAAGGUGAUCAAGGGAUGCCAGGACCCCCAGGACUAACAGGUCCAAUUGGACUUCCAGGUUUAACAGGGGAGAAGGGAGAACCUGGAGCAAAAGGAGACACUGGGGAAUCAAUAACUGGGCCACCAGGUCCACAAGGCCCACCAGGACCAUCAGGUCCUCAUGGUCUUCCAGGACCUAAGGGAAAUGCAGGCAUUGAUGGAACAAAAGGCGAAAAAGGUGCCCCUGGUGAAAAAGGAGACCGAGGUCCCCUGGGAUUGCCUGGUGCUUCAGGUUUAGACGGCAGGCCUGGCCCACCGGGCACUCCAGGACCAAUUGGUGUUCCAGGACCAGCAGGACCAAAAGGAGAGAGGGGCAGUAAAGGAGACCCUGGAAUUCCAGGAUCAAUGGGACCAGCAGGACUUUCUGGAUUACCAGGCUCACCAGGGGAAAAAGGAAGCCGGGUCUACCUUUGUCCCCCUUAUCCCUUCCUGCUCUUCUGCCUUUUCUCCUGGGUCCUUCCUCCUCUUCCUGCUGCAACCCAUUCUGCAUUUUCUCCUGGAUUAUCCUUCCUCUAUGCCAACGUUUGAUCCUGGGUGACCUCUCCUCUCCCAUCCAUUUAUCCUGCCACCUUAAUUUUACCAAAAACCCAUUUAUUUUCCUUUUUUUAAAAAACAAAUAGACUUUAAGAGACCUCUUCUGCCUAAUGUUUUCCACUUGCACCAUCUAAUCCUUAUACCAAUUACUAAAUAAAAUUUCCUCUCCAACA
Molecule: messenger RNA, 2117 nt
Organism: Gekko japonicus
Lineage: Eukaryota; Metazoa; Chordata; Lepidosauria; Squamata; Gekkonidae
Gene: COL13A1
Product: collagen, type XIII, alpha 1
Exons: 35
Coding region: 1-1938 (645 amino acids)
Source: RefSeq, a predicted model, not a curated record